This is a messenger RNA of Suillus fuscotomentosus, 510 nucleotides long. RefSeq lists its product as uncharacterized. The record is from RefSeq and is a predicted model, not a curated record. The coding region runs from base 1 to 510 and encodes 169 amino acids. NCBI's taxonomy places the organism in Eukaryota, Fungi, Basidiomycota, Agaricomycetes, Boletales, Suillaceae. The transcript has a single exon.
AUGGCGUUUGAAUCCGCGCUCGAACCAUUCGCUGACGCAUGUAUCCUCAUCCAGAUCUCGCACUGGCAGGCUCAGGAUGCUUCAGAACACUCGCCAAACGAGGAAGAAUUUCGUGCGACUUCUCCGGUAUCUGAGCUGACCAUGGAGGAAUGCUUGGACUGCGACCUGGAAUCCCUACGAUUAGAUGCUCUGGACUCCUGUAUCAUUUGCUACACAGUAUUUGAUGCUUGCAGAUCUCGUCGUGCCUCCGGUCGGGCCACGCCCGCUAUAAGACACCCGUCGAAGGGAGAAACCAAUUCCUGCUUGACGUCUACUCUCUCAAGUCGCGCAUAUAGUCGCGACUCACCGUUUAAAAUCCAAAAUCCCGUUUCACCCGGGUCGCCGUCUCUGUCAAUGUCCCCGCGGAUGGUGCCACGUCGACCAGUCCUCUUCCCCGGCAGGGAGCCAGCACUAAAGCUAAAAUCAUCGACGCCCAUCGAGAUGGAACGAACGAACGUGCUCGUCGAUUGA